CUAAUGUUAUAGUGAGAAACUGAUGAAAAAUUAAUCUCGAAACGCAUCUAGCACUUUUUUAUCGUCAACGGCCGGUAAUCCACGUGCUCUCAUUCAUCAUUGAAUUUGAAUUUGCUAUGGAUUUCAAUGGUAGGGAGACCGGCUCAGAGAAGCAAGAAGUUCUUCAUAAUUCCAUCAAUGGUUCCAUCAAUGUUAUGGCUCCAUCAAUAUCGUCAUGGAUUGACUAUUUCUGCAGGAGGAACGAGUUCUUUUGCAAGGUGUCUCUUGACUACAUUACCGACGAGUUCAACCUGAGCGGGCUCCGCGAGCAGGUGCCGCACUACAGGCAAGCGCUGGACAUGAUUCUGCACCAAGAGCCUGAUGAGUCGGAAGAUAAUUCGAAGCAGGCGCAACUCGUGGAGCAGGCCUCGGAGAUUCUCUACGGGCUGAUACACGCGCGAUACAUAUUAACCGAGAAGGGCUUAGAUGAAAUGUUACUAAAGUUCGAAAAAGAGGAUUUCGGCCACUGCAGUCGAGUCUUCUGCGAGAACCAACCUAUGUUGCCGCUUGGUCUAUCGGACGUUCGCGGCGAGGCCACGGUGAAGGUGUACUGCCCGAAGUGCAUGGAAGUGUACAAGCCAAGCUCACGGCAGCGGCACACGGACGGCGCGUACUUCGGCACCGCAUUCCCGCACAUGGUGUUUAUGUCGUAUCCCCAGCUGCGCCCCAAGCGGGCCGCUGUGCAGUUUGUGCCACGCCUGUACGGUUUCAAGAUCCACCCGCUGGCGUACGAGGCUCAGCUGCGAGCGUCCAGCUUCUUCCGACCAUGGGGCAAACUAGAAAAUAGAGGUGUGCGCCGGUGGCUAAACCGUCGGCGGCGGCGUCCGGGCCAAAAAUGGCCGGCGGCGUCGGCGUAAUCGGCGUGAUCGGCGUAAUAAUUAAA
Messenger RNA from Leguminivora glycinivorella, 922 nucleotides. Its product is annotated as casein kinase II subunit beta-like. Gene Ontology annotation, molecular function: protein kinase regulator activity. Lineage: Eukaryota; Metazoa; Arthropoda; Insecta; Lepidoptera; Tortricidae. Gene Ontology annotation, cellular component: protein kinase CK2 complex; cytoplasm. The record is from RefSeq and is a predicted model, not a curated record. Bases 117 to 896 code for a protein of 259 amino acids. The transcript is spliced from 6 exons.